This is a messenger RNA of Strongylus vulgaris, 411 nucleotides long. Lineage: Eukaryota; Metazoa; Nematoda; Chromadorea; Rhabditida; Strongylidae. The record is from the annotation of a GenBank genome assembly.
AUGGAUCUGGACCUCGCGGAGGAUGACGCUGCGAGAGACAGAAACGGGUACAAUGCUGGGACCUGCACGACGAGUGAAGGCAGGCCACCCAAUUAUCUAAAUAAUUUUUUUCGGAACGGAAUUGUGAAUUAUUCUAAUGCAAUAAAUCUGGAAUGGGCGUGGCCGAAUCAUGUUUGUGCCACGCCUCUUCUUCUCCCAGCUUUCUCUUCCGAGGAGAUUUUCUGCGACGAUCACUGACAUCCGCUGCGCAUUGCUAUUGUCAUGGUUGUGAUGGAAUUCACAGGAAUAGAAGUUUACCAAAAGGCUAUGCGUAAGUUAGAUAAAUUAGUGUUUCAUGCUAUGCGAGGAUUCAAGAUUAUGAUUUCCGUAUCUACAACUCAAGUCAUUAUCGAAGUAGUUGCGGACAACAAG